GAGAGAGAGAGAGAGAGAGCGAGUACCGUUUCUUAUCAGGUCCCAGUUUAAAACUUUUUGUAGCCCUAUUCCAGCUAGACUUAAUGGUUUUCUAUUGGUUCUUAAAGACGAAUUGUUUAGCAAACAUGCCUUUAAAAAUCAUGGUCAGUCUUGUGUGACCGUAUGUGUGAACACCUGAGCACACUGACCUCUUGAAUAUUGCUCAAGUUCUUACUCAAGCCACAAACAUCGCAAAAACCGCGUUCCUCUCACACCCCGCUACGCGACUGGAGCGCACCGCCGCUCUCCUCACGGCGGGAGGGUGUGUCCAUACAGAAGCUUUUAGUAAUGCCAAAGCAGGUUUUUCAGGUCUCCGGUAGACAUUGAAAAGAGGGACCCGUGGCUCCGUUACUCCAUUCUUUUCUGCAGCGGAUAACGGCAGUGUGAAGAUGGCAGCAGCCACGCAGCAGUCGAUGGCGAGUCUGCCCAGCGGAUUCCGCGUCUGUUCCACCGCACCGGACAUCCUCUACAUGCCUGAACUGGUGUGUGGAGGGCUGGUUUGGAUCCUGGUGGCUUCCACACACGUGCAACCCAACAAUCCUCUUGGAUGGGUCAUGUUUGUGUCUGUAUUCUGCUUUGUAACCACUUUUCUCUGGUUAAUCACGUUUGCCUGCGGGGGACACAAGAACAGGGGAAUCUGCUCUUUACUGGACUUUCUUUAUCACCUGAUUGCUGCAAUGUUUUACCUGAGUGCCUCGGUCCCUCUGGCCACUGUGACCAUCAACAUGAGAAACGCAACCACCAUUGCCAUAUAUCCCUUUAACUACUACCAGAUCGACAUUGCGGCAGUGGUAUUCGCCUACCUCGCCACAUUGCUCUACUUCAUCCACUGCAUCCUUUCUGCUUGUCGAUGGAAAUCCUUCUGUUGAGGCGAAACAAAGAAUUGGGAAAAGUUGUAUAAGCACUACAGAAAGUUAACAUUGGAAAGCUGCUGAGGACGAGAGAUGAAUCUCACCCUCCACACCUGAGACUAAAUUAACUCGAAACAUGAAAUUAACUCACUAAUGUGUUUCAUACUAGAGGACUCAGACCUCUUUCUUUUUAAAAAUGACUCUUUCAUAUAUUUGGGAGAAGGGAACUUUUUUAAGUAUCGAUACAAAGACAAAUGAAGGAAACGUUUCUGGGUUUUGUAUUCUCAUUGUAACUUUGUACUAGAUUAAUCAAUUUUGAUGUAUUUAUCUUUACAACAUACUAUGAACACAAUAUUACAGUAAAAGACAAUGAACUGGACUGUUUACGUUUGAUGCAUUUAACCGUUCACAGAUGCUGAAUACAGGCCAGAGAGUAUUCUGGCGCUUGUAUUUGUGAGAUCAGCUUGUAACAAUAGAGUCCACCUCUGAACUUGUAAAGAAAGUUCCACAUUCAGAUGGUGUCCAAGAACGUGUCUAGCUCAUCCAUACACAUACAAGCAAUGUCAUCACAAGUCUAUGUAAUGUAAGCUAAUAACUUAACAAACCAAGAAAAGGGCUAUUGGCAUAUUCUAUGUGUGGAAGUAAAAGCAUGCCAAAAUGUUGGAUUUCAAUAAACACCCUUUUAACAGAAUACCUGAAAAA
Triplophysa rosa is the source of this 1592-nucleotide messenger RNA. RefSeq names its product myelin and lymphocyte protein-like. Gene Ontology annotation, cellular component: membrane. Gene Ontology annotation, molecular function: structural constituent of myelin sheath. The transcript has 4 exons. Bases 429 to 908 code for a protein of 159 amino acids. The record is from RefSeq and is a predicted model, not a curated record. Lineage: Eukaryota; Metazoa; Chordata; Actinopteri; Cypriniformes; Nemacheilidae. Gene Ontology annotation, biological process: myelination.